Oldenlandia corymbosa var. corymbosa is the source of this 801-nucleotide messenger RNA. The record is from the annotation of a GenBank genome assembly. Lineage: Eukaryota; Viridiplantae; Streptophyta; Magnoliopsida; Gentianales; Rubiaceae.
AUGGCCGCGGCUUCGGCUUGGAGGCGCCUGGUUCGGUUAGAAACUGAUUCUGGAUUGUCUAGAUUGCGAAGCCUCAACACCUGUAAAGCAGCUUCUUCUUCUUCUGCUCCGAUUGCUAAUGGUUUUGUCGGUGUAAACAAGUCCGGCUCCUCCGUGAGUUUCCACAGUUCGCCUUCUUCGAAUUGGACGCCGGUUAAACGGUUCGAUUUCAGGCAGAUCUCUCAGCUUUCUCAACCUAACCAAAACCGUGUCUGUCUCGUUGAUACGCUACAGCUGGUUAAGAAUUUAGAAGCACAAGGUGUGCCUUCUCAGCAAGCAGAGGCUAUCACGUCUGCUAUUAUUGAGGUUCUCAAUGGUAGUUUGGAAAAUGUAGGACAUUCUUUUCUGUCAAGAAGUGAAAUGCAGCAGGCUGCAGUAUUACAUGAAUCUAAUCUUGAAAUGUUCAAAUCAGAAAUUAAGAAUUCUCAGGAGCAUCAUUUCUCUUUGCUGCAACGUGAGACUGAGAAGCUGCAUAAUGAUAUGGAUAAAACACGCAAUGACUUAAGGUAUGAGCUUGACAAGGUAGCUGCUGGCUUACGUUUGGAUGUAAAUCUUGAAAAAGGGAGAAUGCGUGAUGAGCUGUCCAAGCAUAGCGCAGAGUCUACCAAUUUAACUAACAAGAUUGAUCGGGAGAUCCAUGCAUUGAGGGCCCAAAUUGAAGCUGGAAAAUACGAAAUCAUGAAAUAUUGUAUAGGUACCCUAGCCUCCAUCGCUGCCAUUGGUGUAGCAGUGAUUCGCAUCAUGGCACCAGACAAGAAGUGA